Penicillium salamii is the source of this 321-nucleotide messenger RNA. NCBI's taxonomy places the organism in Eukaryota, Fungi, Ascomycota, Eurotiomycetes, Eurotiales, Aspergillaceae. The record is from the annotation of a GenBank genome assembly.
AUGACACCACCGGACAAGUCGUCUACUGAGAGCCGCAUGCACACCCUGCUUGCGGACUUCCGAAAAUCGAUUGAGACCCCCGACAGAGCCAGAGUCUCUGCGGAGCCCACAGUGUCAUCUCAGAAGAUACGUCGCUCGAUACUUAAGAAUCGUGAGCGUACUUCGCCCCGCCGAGAUAGACCUGAAGAUAGACCACUCAAAAGAGUGCGAUUCGAGCCAGCUUCAGGAGGCCCGUUGAAGGAAUCCGUGCUAUCCGGCGCGUGCGCGCCGGAAAAGUCCAUAGCUAGGUGGCCGAGCAGGCGACAAAGGUGUGUUACUUAG